AUUUGUAGCUUAGCGUCGGGUGCUUCGCGUUGCUUGCAGGGCAAAUGACAGACGAAUAUAAGCGCUGUUUUGUUUUCUUUCUUCGUUUUAAAGGAAUCGUGCGUUUUGCACGCUGUUAUUGGUGUAAUUCAUCUGUGAUGUGUAUGACUGGUCAGAUUUGAUCGCCCACUGGACUGCUGUGAAGCAGCUGACACCGUCCUAAAUCUGAAGACAUUCCUGCACAGAUCCUUAUCAUCACACACACGAUGGAGCAUUUAUGAACGAGUGGCCAGUGUCUGCAUCUGAGCCGCGGCGUAGGCGUGUGUUAGCUCGGGCUGGCUGUAAACCCCGGCGGAUCUGCUCAAACGAGAGCUUAGAGCAGGGCAAUGCGUGGCGGAGCAGUGAUUUAGGAGAUGGGUGAGUAUGAGGACCGCCUGCAUGAGCUCGAGGGGGAGGCACGUUAUUUCCCCCCUCCACCGCGGCACCCAGGCGGCCGCGAGCGACUCCACAUCCAGAAGAGCAGCGUCUGCUCCAGGGCGUACUUCGUGGUGGUCAUGGCCUUCUUCCACAUCUAUAUAAUAAACAUCAUAGCUUUGCUGCUUUAUGUGCACUAUAACACGGGGUCUGGGGAGCAGGAUGUACCCCUGGAGAACAGUGCUGGUGCCCCUCGACCCAUGCCUGCUGAGCACCGGACCCCAUCCUCCGCAAGCCUGAGCCCUGAGCUCUCCUUCCAGCUGCCGCGCCUGGAGGGCAUCCGGGUUGGACAUGUGCAAAGAGUUUCUCUGGUUCCCGACCGGACCCAUAACAUGCGCACCCUCAGCUUGAAGCCUCUGCUGUUUGAGAUCCCGGGGUUCCUGAGUGUGGAGGAGAGCAGUGUGGUGAUGCAGCUGGCCCAGCUGAAGGGCCUGACCCACAGCUCUCUGCUCACAGCGCCAGACAGCCAGGAGGAGCAGCUCACUCAAGACCAGCUCUUCAGCCUGCUCGACCUCAACCAGGACGGCCUUCUGCAGAGAGAGGAGGUCAGACACAGUGCUGCCGCUUACAUGUAUCAGUUCAGUGGCUUCAAUAGAAUAAAAGAACAUUUAGGGUGUGUGUUUGCAGGAGUUUUGUCUCUGCAGGAGUUUAAGCGUGUCAGUGGUGGAGUGUUGCAAUACAGCGCCGCUGGCCAAGGCUUGGACGGACAUGCCAAGGUCAGGCAGAGAAGCACACACACUCGACUUUACCUCGGAGAGGGCACACACCACCUGCUGAAGAGCAUCAGAAACAGAGUGACCCGUUUAACGCGACUGCCGUCCUCAUUGGUCGAUCUCAGCGAGCCAAUGGAAGUCGUCCGUUAUGAGCAGGGCGGCUACAGCCACGCCCACCACGACAGCGGCCCCACCAAUCACGACAGCAGCUGCGCCCACACACACCUGGCAGCUAAUAACUCCGCAUCCAAGCAGGUCGCAUGCAGGUAUCUGACGGUCUUGCUGCAUCUGAACCCGGCGGAUGGAGGUGGAGAGACCAGCUUCCCUGUGGCUGACAACAGGACAUACGAGGAGGAGGUCUUAGGUGAUCUCUCUCAGCAGUACUGUGAUAAAGGUAAUCUAAAGGUCAAACCUGUAGCUGGAACCGCUCUGCUGUGGUAUAACCACCUCUCAGAUGGCAAUGGUUGGGUUGGAGAGCUGGAUGAAUUCUCUCUGCACGGCGACUGCUUAGUCACUCGGGGCUUCAAAUGGACAGGAAGUGUGUGGGUGAACAUCGACCCAGAGCAGCAGCGGCAGGAGCGCUACCAGCGUCUGGUCUCAUGGCAUCCAGACGGCCAAAGCAAAAAGCCCGAGCACGGAGACCUUCACCAAGACCUCUGAACCAGACGAUCAGACAGCUGAUCCAGAUUCAGUUUCUGCUAACGUGAAGCCGUGUUUAGGAAAGUAAAAGCUGGUGCAGUAAGAGAUACCCGCUGCUGUGAGCUUUACCUUUAUAUAGCUGUCAGCCCCUGCUCCGGUGACAUAUCAUUUAAUAUUCAUGAGUUCAACAGGGAAAUUGCUUUCAAUAAUAGCUAAACGUUCACUGAUACAUAGUUUGCUGGUGUCGCACAACUUAUUUAUUCCCUAUUUAUGAAAGACUUUUAGUCAGUGUGGUUCAAAGUUAUUAUUUAUUUGUCAAUUUGCUAUUUAUUUAAUUAUUUAUUCAUAUAUAUCAAAUGUGUGGUGUGCACACACACAUAUAAAUAUAGUCACAUAAUGUGUGUCUAUCUCAGGUUUGGUUACGCACAGGUUGUCUUUUUCCAUUUUAAUGCACUAUUGCAAGCAAAGAAAUUGUCAGAUAUGUAAGUUAAAUUAAUUAUGAAAUAAAGUCAUAUUUAUAGAAGA
Molecule: messenger RNA, 2330 nt
Organism: Sinocyclocheilus grahami
Lineage: Eukaryota; Metazoa; Chordata; Actinopteri; Cypriniformes; Cyprinidae
Gene: p4htma
Product: prolyl 4-hydroxylase, transmembrane a
Exons: 8
Coding region: 393-1826 (477 amino acids)
Biological process (GO): peptidyl-proline hydroxylation to 4-hydroxy-L-proline
Cellular component (GO): endoplasmic reticulum
Molecular function (GO): L-ascorbic acid binding; iron ion binding; calcium ion binding
Source: RefSeq, a predicted model, not a curated record